CGCGUUUUCAAAUCUUCAACCGCCGCAGCCCACUCGUUUGUGCUUUACCUCUUCCUCCUCCGCGCCUUGGAGUCGAAUCCGGCGCCGGAAACCCGGAGGGUAGACGCGGCAUCUCUUGCGUGGGUGUGGUAGUCUGCGGAAGGGGAAGAGGUGACCGUCUGAUAAAUCGGUCUCGUCGAGCUGUGUUUUCGUGGCCGCCCGGCGCGACACCCUCCCGAACCCAGCAUGUAGGUGCCGGGCGGCUGCCAUGAACUCCGGAGCCAUGAGGAUCCACAGCAAAGGACAUUUCCAGGGUGGAAUCCAAGUCAAAAAUGAAAAAAACAGAUCUUUAAAAUCUAUGAAAACUGAUAACAAACCAGAAAAAUCCAAAUAUAAGCCGCUCUGGGGAAAAAUAUUUUACAUUGACUUACCUUCUGUCACCAUAUCUGAAAAACUGCAAAAAGACAUUCAGGAUCUGGGAGGGCGAGUUGAAGAAUUUCUCAGCAAAGAUAUCAGUUACCUUAUUUCAAAUAAAAAGGAAGCUAAAUUUGCACAAACGUUGGGAAGAGUUUCUCCUGUACCAAGUCCAGAAUCUGCAUAUACUGCAGAAACCACUUCACCUCAUCCCAGCCAUGAUGGAAGUUCAUUUAAAUCUCCAGAUUCAGUGUGUUUGAGCAGAGGAAAAUUAUUAGUUGAAAAAGCUAUCAAGGACCAUGAUUUUAUUUCUUCAAAUAGUAUAUUAUCAAAUGCCUUAUCAUGGGGAGUAAAAAUUCUUCAUAUUGAUGACAUUAGAUACUACAUUGAACAGAAGAAAAAAGAACUAUAUUUACUCAAGAAAUCAAGCACUUCUGUGAGAGAUGUGGGGAAAAGAGUAGGUACUGGCACACAGAAAGCAAGAACAGGUAGACUCAAAAAACCUUUUGUAAAGGUGGAAGAUAUGAGCCAACUUUAUAGACCAUUUUAUCUUCAGCUGACCAAUAUGCCUUUUAUAAAUUAUUCUAUUCAGAAGCCCUCCAGUCCAUUUGAUGUAGAUAAGCCAUCUAGCAUCCAAAAGCAAACUCAGGUUAAACUAAGAAUCCAAACGGAUGGCAAUAAAUGUGGUGGCAUCCCAGUUCAACUCCAAUUGAAAGAGAAGAAGAAAAAAGGAUAUUGUGAAUGUUGCUUGCAGAAAUAUGAAGAUCUUGAAACUCAUCUUCUAAGUGAGCAACACAGAAAUUUUGCACAGAGUAAUCACUAUCAAGUUGUUGAUGAUAUUGUAUCUAAGUUAAUUUUUGAUUUUGUGGAAUAUGAAAGGGACAUGCCUAAAAAGAAAAGAAUAAAAUACAGUAUUGGAUCACUUUCUCCUAUUACUGCAAGUGUCCUGAAAAAGUCUGAACCAAAAGAAAAGCUAGAAUUGCAGCAUAUUCCUCAGAAAGAUUUCAAGGAAAAUAAUGUACAGGUAAUUGAGCAGCAUUUCCUCUAUAAAGAAAUCCAGGAACCUGAACAGAAGUUUCUGUUUAUUUCAGAAUGCAUCCCCUACCCUUCAAGUGAAUUGAGAGGACUCGAGAAAGUAACUAGCAAAUGUUCCAUGUUAAAUACAGCUGAAAAUGACAUAAAACAAAAUUUUACACAUCUACCUCUGCAUAAAACUAAACAGGAAUGCAUCCUUGACGUUUCUGAACAUAAAUUAAUGACAAAUGAAAGUGACUUAGAAGAACUAAGGGUAGAUCAUUGUCCGUGUAGGCUACAGACAUCUGUACAAGUUUCUAACGUCAGUAUGGAUAAUACUGCAUCUCACCCAAAACCAAAGUCAGAUAUUAUGCUUUUUCCAGCAAAGGAUCUGAAGAAAAAGGACCUUCAUUCAAUUUUUGGUCAUGAUUCUGGUUUGUUAGCAAUAAACAGUUCACAGGAGCACGUAACAAUUCAGACAAAGACUCCAUCCCGAAGUACCCCCGAGGAACCCAGUGAAUGCGACUUGAACAAUAUGGAUGGUUUACCUUCUGGUACGAUCCAUCGGAAAGUGAAAAUAUUAUUAGGAAGAAAUAAAAAAGAAAAUCUGGAACCAAAUGUGGAAUUAGAUAAGAAAAGAACUGAAUUUCUUAUUACACAAGAAGGAAACAGGAUUUGUGGUUCCCCAGUACAAUCUUUACUAGACUUGUUUCAGACUAGUGAAGAGAAGUCAGAAUUUUUGGGUUUCACAAGCUAUACUGAAAACAGUGGUAUAUGUGAUGUUUUAGAUAUUUGGGAAGAAGAAAAUUCAAAUAAUUUGUUGUCAGUGUUUUUCUCUUCCCCUUCAACUUCUACAUUUACUGGCUUUUAGACUUAAAAAUGAAUACCUUUCAGAAGUGAUGAAGAUCAUAUUCUUGAAAUUUUUAUAAAUAUGUAUGGAAAUACUUUCUUUUUUGCCAACUUUGUUUACAGAACCAAGUGUAAAUAUUAAUAAAGGUGAUGUUUGCAUUUUUCUACAGAAUUGGAUACUUAUUAUAGAAAAAUC
Callorhinus ursinus (northern fur seal) is the source of this 2452-nucleotide messenger RNA. RefSeq names its product DBF4-CDC7 kinase regulatory subunit (gene DBF4). The record is from RefSeq and is a predicted model, not a curated record. Gene Ontology annotation, molecular function: nucleic acid binding; protein serine/threonine kinase activator activity; zinc ion binding. Lineage: Eukaryota; Metazoa; Chordata; Mammalia; Carnivora; Otariidae. Gene Ontology annotation, biological process: regulation of cell cycle phase transition; positive regulation of nuclear cell cycle DNA replication. Gene Ontology annotation, cellular component: Dbf4-dependent protein kinase complex.